Messenger RNA from Magnolia sinica, 1388 nucleotides. RefSeq lists its product as uncharacterized. The coding region runs from base 180 to 1244 and encodes 354 amino acids. The transcript is spliced from 4 exons. Gene Ontology annotation, cellular component: chloroplast. The record is from RefSeq and is a predicted model, not a curated record. NCBI's taxonomy places the organism in Eukaryota, Viridiplantae, Streptophyta, Magnoliopsida, Magnoliales, Magnoliaceae.
UCCAAAACGUUGUGACCGGGGCAACCGGUUACCAUUUGCCGGGAAUUAGAAAAGGAUCGAAGCGGGCGGAGAUCUCGUGUUCUCCACACGUCUAGAGGUUGGAAUUUCCGGCGAUAGAGGAAUUUUGCAGAGGAUUUCUUCUAGAAGCUUCUUUUCCAGACAAAGUUGCUCAGCAACCAAUGGAGCUUUUCUUCAGAGGUUUCAAUGAGGAUCCAUCGGCAUUUGACCGGUCCUUUGCUCAUCGGGACAUCCAAAGAUGCCCUUUCUUGAGGAACAUCAAUGAGCCCACCAGCUUUUCAUUCUCCUCACCCAUGAAUUUCCCCAUGCCUGUGCGGGGAGCCAAGGGUCCAAUUUUCGAGGAUGGGCCUAAUUUUGACAUGGCAUUCAAACUUUUCCAUGGACGGGAUGGAGUGGUUCCCCUCUCAGGAAGAUCAUUUUCACCUAUUGAGAGUUUGCAGCCAGAACCUGCACCUCAGUUUAAUCCCUUAGCAGCAAAGGCAGCUACUAUAAGUCUCUCAGCCUUUGGACCAGGAGGACCAUUUAGUUUUGAUUCUUUCUCUGAGAAGUGGAAGAAACAGAAAAAGAAGUCCCCUAAGGAAGAUUCUUCUUCAAAGGGAGGGGAUUCCUCGCAUGAGGCUAUGAGUAAUGAGUGGCUUGAAACUGGGAACUGCCCCAUCGCCAAAUCCUACCGGGCAGUGAGCCAGGUCCUGCCUCUGGUUGCAAAGGCUCUGCAGCCCCCACCAGGAAUGAAGUUCAAGUGCCCACCAGCUGUGGUCGCUGCAAGAGCAGCCCUAGCCCGAACUGCUCUUGUGAAGACCCUCCGCCCGCAGCCCCUGUCGUCAAAGAUGUUGGUGAUUGGUGUUCUGGGGAUGGCAGCCAAUGUUCCUUUGGGGAUAUGGAGGGAGCACACCAAGAAGUUCUCGCCCUCCUGGUUUGCUGCCGUGCACGCGGCUGUCCCCUUCAUUGCGAUGCUUAGGAAAUCUGUCUUGAUGCCCAAGACGGCAAUGGCGUUCACGAUUGCUGCCUCAGUCCUGGGCCAGGUCAUUGGCUCUAGAGCUGAGCGGCUUCGUUUAAAAGCGGUAGCUGCGGCAGCAGCUCAAGCAGAGACUACAGCAGUUGGCAAUCCCAGUCUUGGUCAGGCUGCUGUUGGUCUUAAAAGUGGACAUUGUGGUGAGGUGACCAUUUGGGAGCCCCUUCCACUCAAGGCAACUGGGUCUUCUUCAUCUCCAGAUGUGUGUUUCUGAUGGUUGGUGCAUGAGAGCAUGCUAUUCUUAUUCAAGUGUUUGUUUUUGAAAGACUGCUGGAACUCCAAUCCCUCUGCUGGGUGAGAUUUAGAGGCAGGUACUAUAGGGAGUGAGAAUAAGAAAAAUAAAAGCGUUUUCAUCUGA